Molecule: messenger RNA, 3825 nt
Organism: Harmonia axyridis
Lineage: Eukaryota; Metazoa; Arthropoda; Insecta; Coleoptera; Coccinellidae
Gene: MFS17
Product: sialin
Exons: 10
Coding region: 550-2127 (525 amino acids)
Biological process (GO): monoatomic anion transport; transmembrane transport
Cellular component (GO): plasma membrane
Molecular function (GO): transmembrane transporter activity
Source: RefSeq, a predicted model, not a curated record
AGAUUACUCUGUGCAUAUACCGCAAUCUGUCAAAAAAAAUGGGCAGCUACUACAUGACUUAAUUUCUCAUUUUCAAUUUGUUUUAUAUAUUUCAGUACUAAUAAUUUAAUCAGCUUUUAUACAAUGCUAUCGACUGAAAAGAAUCGAUAAAACCGCGUUAUAGCUGUGUAUUUAUAAAUUCACCCAAUUAUUUCUUUUUUGAAAGCUUACAAGGUAAAAAUCUUCACUGUGUGCCGUUGGUUCGAGAUUUGAUUGUUUUCUUGUUUUUAACAUGGAAUUAAGUUCGAAAAUCAUUUCAGAACGUGUCUCGACUGUCCACCCAGAUUUUGAAAGUGACAUAGAUGUCACUCGGAGCGGGGGUUCAUCCGAGAGCCUGUGGCCGCUGAACGGUGGACUGGAGCGUUUUUCGGGGCCCCUGGAUCGCCUCUUCGACUGGUAACUCCGGGGACGAUGUGCAAGAAUCAUCUGUACGCAAAUUUCGGCCAGUUGGAAUUCUGAUCCGAUCUGUUUUGGAUUUAGGAGUGAUAGAGAAAUAAAUUUAGUGUGAAGAUGGUGUCCAACGGUAUCUAUGCUCCCGACUUGUCCUACCCGAGGAAGGAGGAGAAGCAGCAAUGCCUAAUCUACAGGGUCUUUGGACAAGUGCCAGCCCGUCUUGUCCUAUACAUGCUAUCAUGGUCUGGAUUUCUGGUAUCCUUCAUGAUGAGGACGGACAUCAACCUGACAAUAGUCGCGAUGGUGGCCGAUCCACCAAAAACCUCAUUGAACAUCUCUAGUGAAUAUUGCUAUACAACCGACAAUGAAACCUCAAUAAAUGCUCACUAUGGCGGUACCCUGCAAUGGUCCGAGAGGGUGCAGAGCUACGUGUUGGCCUCCUUUUAUUGGGCCUACAUCAUCUCACAGAUAGUUGGGGGGGUGGCAACACAAUGGUUAGGAUCCAAGAAGGUUUUCGGUUACUCCCAGCUGGUGACAGCGCUCUGCAGUUUGAAUCUGCCUUGGGCCAGUAACACCCACUAUGGUCUCGCUAUAGCCCUGAGAUUUCUUCAGGGCUUUGCUUCGGGUUUGACCUGGCCCGCAAUGUAUGCUUUAGUUGGGCCUUGGAUUCCAAUACCGGAGAGAAGUAGAUUCAUGUCAAGUUUCCAAGGCUUCAGCAUUGGCAUAGGAAUCACAUACCCUUUAGCUGGCUAUCUAAUAGCAAACUUUGGCUGGCCAUCUGUGUUCUACACUACGGGAAGCUUAGGAGUCAGUUGGUGCUUACUAUGGUAUCUGUUGGCCUUCGAUAGCCCUGAGACCCAUCCCAGGAUCAGUCUUAGUGAACAAAAGUACAUAAAGGAAAAUACUGCCAAUGCAAAAAUUAUUACAAAAGAGCACAAGACCCCAUGGUGGGAGAUCGUCAAGUCUCCGCAUACCUGGGCAAUCGGGGUGACCACCUUUGGAAGAAUCUGGGUGCAUUACACAUUCAUGAUUCCAGGCCCCAGGUACAUGAAAAGUAUCCUGGGUUUCAGUGUUGAGAAGAAUGGACUUCUCUCUGGCCUCCCCUUUGUUUGUAGCUACGUUGCCUCCGUCUUUUUCUGCUACCUUGCAGAUAAGCUUGUAACCAAAAAUAUAAUGUCUCUGCUUUCAGUAAGGAAGUUAAUGACUGCUAUAGCUCAAGUGCUGCCAGGUAUCCUAGUACUCUUCAUCGGCAACGUUGGCUGCAAUAUUGAGCUGGUUCUCGUGAUGUGGUUUGUUGCAGUAACAGUGGUACCAGCUGCCUACGCGGGCGCUAUGGCCAACGUGGUUGACAUAGCCCCCAAUUUUGCUGGGCCUGUACUGGCUUUCGCCCAGACCAUUCAUAUGUCGGCUAGUUUUCUUAGCCCGCUGGCCGCUUUCCAUAUCCUGGAUGGCAGGGACCUCCUUAUGUCGUCUUGGAGGAUGGUUUUCUAUGUCACGGCAUUUGUCUCCAUAUCUACCUAUUUCUUUUACCAAAUAUGGGGCACGACAGAGAUUCAACCAUGGAACUAUGUCCCAGAUCUCCCCAAACAAGACGAGCAAGAGGAACUCAUGGAAGGGAAACGUUCCGACCAGGACGCCGAAGCAGGCGUGGUCAAGAACGGCACCCCGGAAACUGACGGCGCUGUAGUCACAUAAACGACACAUUCCUAUUAAUCCCGAUAAUCGACGGUUAUGUCCUUUUUGUUAAAGAUUGAAAAGGUUACCUGAACAGGGCCCACAGUAUUGCUAGAUGUUUAAUUGGACCCAUUUGAAUUAUAUUUCUCAAAUCACUUCUCAGAUUUAAGCGCCACCUAAUGAAAAUAGGCUAAGCCGGUCAACAUCGGUGUGUUUAUUUAAGGUCAGACAGGUAUUCAGAUUGUUGGUUGCCUAAAUGUGUUCUUUCUAGAAACAAUCCAAGAACCAACUCGUAUUUUAUUUUGAUACUUCAAAGUUCUCUCAAUGAAACAUUCUUAUAAUUUUUAUAUUGCCAUACACAUGUAUAUAGCUCUCUUAUAAUUUCCUUUUCAGGAAGAUUGCUGUAGACUGAAGCCUAUUAUUUUCACCUGGUGGUGCACUUUGUGAUACUUAGUACUUCAGGAGUGUAGCUUUAGCAAGUUUUAUAUUUUUUCAACAAAAGUUUUAACAGUAGUUACAGCACCAAAUUUAAUUCAGAGGCAUUUGGAGUUAUAUCACUGAUUGUUUUUAUUUUGUAAAUACUGUUCUUUUUAAGGCACUCAGCUUUAAGUGUUGAGGGUACUUAGAUUGUGUAUUACCCAGUGUUCGCACAGGAGAUCUUGGAGAGUGUAAGGUUUCAUUUGGCUGCGAUUUAAAAAGAAAUGCUCAUUCAACAGUGUUUAUACUUAACAUAUUUGUUUUCCUUUUUAUUUUUACCCUUUUAUUUAAAUAUUUAAUCAUUUUAUGUAUACAAGGUGAUUCUUAGUCUUAUUAGAACUUUUUGAUGCAAUGUUUAUCCCUUAUCUACCUAAAAAAAUUUAAAUAGUAAACAUGGAUAGUCAAAGACUUAUUUGUCUCACAUCAUUGUGCAAGUUAUAAACCCUUAAGUUUGAAUUCUGCAAGUAAUUCUACAUGAAGAAGUUACUAAUCAACUUUUUACAUAAGCAGGUCUUCUAAAAGUAUUCAACUGUCUCUUAGACUUCUAUGUCUAAAAUAAAUUCUUUUCAGUAGCAUUAAAUAAAAACGCCCUCUUUGAGCGAUUAUUAGGUUAAUAUUGCUGUUUUAGACUCACCCCGUGCACAAAUCACUAUUUAUGUACCAGCCUUACAUACUUGAUGUGGUUUGAAAAAUCAAAAACAUGUUAAUGCAAUUUUCUUAAGUGCCAAUAUAUACAGGAUGGUACCAAGAAAAUAUGUUAAUUCUAUUUAAAUUUAGGAGUACUUACCUGUUGAUAUGAUAAUAAUGAAAGAACUUAUUUAGAGAUUCAUUGAGAAUUUAUUAGGUUUAAGCAACUUCAUUCUAAAAUAUGUUCAAAUUGUGGAGAGGUUUUCUGUAGGGAGGGCCAACAAAGUGAGAAAAUAAUCAUUUCAAUUUUGUGUACUUCAUUUUCUAGUAGAGCUUCCUCAUUAACUUUUUCAGUUUUAUGAGGAAACGGUUUAUUUUCUUUUUUGUUGGCCUUCCAGUAUUCGAGGUAAUAGACGAUGUACUUCUUCAGCAUUUACAAUCAGUCUUACGUUUCAAUGUUAUAAUGUGGUUAAAAGUAGUACUUAGGAAAAAAGUCGACGAGUCUCACAAGGUUAAUUAGUGUUCAUGAAAUAGAUCUUAGCACAUUUUGGAUGAAAGUGUGUAGAGAGACCAGUGGAUAAUGUAGAAAAAAAAAUUAUAUUUUUAUCAUACGCA